Molecule: messenger RNA, 3260 nt
Organism: Electrophorus electricus (electric eel)
Lineage: Eukaryota; Metazoa; Chordata; Actinopteri; Gymnotiformes; Gymnotidae
Gene: gprin3b
Product: GPRIN family member 3b
Biological process (GO): neuron projection development
Cellular component (GO): plasma membrane
Source: RefSeq, a predicted model, not a curated record
GCAAGUUUGGCGCGAUCGUUUUCGGCGACUUUGCAAACGUGCCGGGCUCACCGGUUCGGUCUCGCUGAGACAAACAAAUCGGACCUUAUUCCGUGUCCGCUAUGCGUCAACCAGUAACCCGCGUUUGACCCAGUUAUUAUUCCCCCAUCCGAUCGACCUGUCAUUCUAGCGCCCGUGGAAGGCGUGGUUCCGUGCCAGUGCCGCGCGGCUGAAAUUCUUUCAUUGAUAUUCAGUUGCGUGUCCCGCGGAGGAGAAGCGCAGUGAACCCGAGCGUGCGAUGAGGCUGAGACAAAGACGGACCAGGAGGGAACACAGAUAAACCUCUGGGAUAGCCACACUGGUUUUGGAAAACCAAGAACUGAAGUCCCUCAUUCUGUUUCAUAAUGGGAACUGUCCCUAACCCCAAAAGGACUGUUACUGUUCAAAUGGUCCCACAACUGUCCGAUACAGAUACCUCUGGGAACAAAGAGGAAAAGUCCAAAUGGGACCAGGAAUCGAACUUAAACUUGAACUGGGAUUGCUCUUCUGCCCAGAAAACAAAUCCAGACCAGGAUAAUAUCCAUCUCAAGGCCUCCAGAAAAGGUUCUGCACAUGUCUUAGAAGGGGGAUCCAAGUCUCCAAUGUCUGAAGGUGGAGGUCACAAAACCCCCGAGACCCAGGAACAUCAGACAAACCCGGAGCUUGACCUGGAUGUGUAUGGGGCUGAGAAAAGGCGGGAGGAUAGCAGUGCUAGUUCACUACCGCUGCCAUGCCUUCCUGCCAGUGUGACCAGCCCGCCAUCUCUAGUUAUGUCACCAAAAGCAAAGGAAACACAUGACAAAGUUUCUAAAACAGAAACCGAAGAGGUGAAGCCUGAGCCCAAAGUAGCAAGAAGGCCAUCGCUGGUGGAAACCAAGACAUGUACGGACGCAGCGCACAGUCCAAAGCCAAGCGGCACUAUUCAGCCCAACUUCACAGUCCCUACAGGGGCUUUGCUCCAACACAAUGCUCUGAGCAGCACCAGGAACUCAACCAAAAACACUUCCCAUUUAUCCGAAGUUAAGGAUUCCGGCUACAUUAUGAGCUCAGACGGAGAUUUGACCUCCAGCUUGGGUCUGAUGGAGCAAGUACCCAGCCUGGCCAGAAAAGCCCAAGGGACAGUUACCUCCAGUGGGUCUAAAUCUCAGGUUUCUAAUCCAGCUGAGGCCUCUCAGGCAAUGUACAAUGCAGAGAAACCUGAGACAGAUGUUAUUGUUUUACAACAAAACCAGAAACCGCCCACACCCAUUACAGAGAACGACUCUGAACCCAUAGUGAUCUCGCCAGCUUCUCUUGCCAAUAUUCCAGACCCAGUAGACAGAACUCCGCUCUCCCUGGACAGCACGACUUGCUCCUCUCACACUCAAGUGACUGAUGAGGCAAUCCAAACACAGGGAGGUGCCUCCGAAGAGAAAGAGAAGAAACACUGCAAGAUGUACCGCGAGGCAUCCACCAUGACACUGCCAGCAGACUGUGGCGAUUUACCCUGCCAACUACAUCACGACGUGGAGGUGCAGGCUGUGGCUACAGUCUGCAGUCGAGCUGUGGAAACCAGCCCCUGGCUUUUCCCACACCCACCCAGCCAGACACUCACGCCUCCUCCGACGGAGGGAGAGAAGCUGGCAGUGGUGUACAGGAUGGCCAGUGCGGAGGUGCCUUCGCUUGUCCCUUCACAGAUUCUGAUGGGAACUACAGCUAGUGUGUGUGGUCACACCAUCAUACCAAUACGGAAGGACGUUGCUCAGGUUGACAGUGUUCUGGUGCACACAGAUGCAGCCUUACAGCAGGAGUCCAUGCUUGGCGCUAAGCCCAAAGAACCUGGACCUCCUCUGUCAAAUCCCCAGAAAGGAUAUUCCCUUCUUCAACCAGUUUACCAGAUCAACAUUGAGACAUGCAGCCAAAACAAGCCUGUGACCGAUGCUGGCUGCCAGGGUCCAAGUGAGCCAGCCAAUGACUCCGUGAGACAGGACCUCUGUGGGUCUCCGGCCACAACAUCUGUUCUCUGUCACGCAGCUGGUCAGUCUGAGCAUCCGGCCGUGGUUCCUGCUGCUAAAUCCGCUCUAUUGCGCACCGACCCCCAGCCGGCACCGGCAACUGCUUGUGUGACGACCAGUGAAACCAAAGGUGCAAAAAUCCCUCCUGCUGCAUCGUCGAGCUCCACGCCCGCAGGCAGGAAGAAGUCAAACAAAAACACAAAGCAGGGCAGUGCCGUGCUGGAAGGAGGAGAAGAGAAGAAGAGGGUGCAAGAGAAGGCAGCCAUGCAGACAAGGAGCGUCCAGGACGUGGCGUGGGACGAGCAGGGCAUGACGUGGGAGGUGUACGGAGCCUCACUGGACCCCGAGUCACUGGGCUUCGCUAUCCAGAGUCACCUUCAGUGCAAAAUUAAGGAGCACGAGAAGAAGGUCGUUGCUCGGGCAGCGCUCAGGAAAUCCGUGCCAGGCGGUGUGGCGAACUCGCCGUCGGGAAGAAGGAAGAAACGAAGACAGGCUAACGUCUUCAGGUCCAUGUUCCAAAACGUCCGACGACCCAACUGUUGUGUGCGCCCACCGCCCUCGUCCGUGUUGGAGUGAGAACGGCAGAUCAGUCAUGCUCUCACAUUCAGGGUCCAGUUACGGAAUAUUCCCUGAGGCUGUUUCAGCACAAAGCAUGAUGGAACUACCCCCAUUUUUGAUGAGGAAUGCGCAGUAUUUCAAAUCUGUUGGUAAUAUGAGUGUUAGAAGGUGUUAUUAGAGAAAAUAUUUUUAGAAAAAACUCACUAUGUUGGCAGUAAAGUUAUAACAGUAUUUAAAGUGAUAUGGCAAUAAUGAAACUCAAUAUACCGAUGAGGAUGGAACCUCCUGUAUUUAGUUGUAUGCAUGUAUAUUUGUUCCAAUGGCCGUAUUAUAGUCUCCCAUUGUGGGAUCCACAGUUCUGCACUGCACUGAUUAUCAGAUGAAAUACCACCAUUGAACUUUUUACAAAACUUUGUGAAGUUGAAUCAGAUCCAUUAUUGUGCUCUCAGUACACUAAAAGUGUUUGGUGAAUAUUUGAUUGACAUUUUUGUGUUGGUUCCUUUUACGUAUAACAUGCAUUAAUUGAGUUUGUUUCUGAAGUUUUAUAGAGUUGAUAUAACUAGGUUGGUGCUUAGUCUGGAUAAAGUGUUAAAAACAAACCCCCAGUGUGCAGUGGUCAUUGUCUUACUCCUAGUGAACCGAACCUGUCCACAUGCCGCCAUCUUCAGCCGUAAUGUUGCCGUUUUAAUA